Messenger RNA from Oreochromis aureus, 2337 nucleotides. RefSeq names its product ash2 like, histone lysine methyltransferase complex subunit (gene ash2l). Gene Ontology annotation, molecular function: transcription cis-regulatory region binding; protein binding. The record is from RefSeq and is a predicted model, not a curated record. The transcript is spliced from 17 exons. Bases 31 to 1809 code for a protein of 592 amino acids. Lineage: Eukaryota; Metazoa; Chordata; Actinopteri; Cichliformes; Cichlidae. Gene Ontology annotation, cellular component: Set1C/COMPASS complex.
CGAUGUUUUUUGCUGUUAUUGAUUCGAAACAUGGCGUCCGAAGUAGAGGCGGGCAUUGCUAGUGCAGCCGAACCGGAGUCCGGAGACGGGGAAACUGCAUUUGGAGUGCUACCGACCAUGGAGACUGAAUCAUCUAAUGGCAAAGAGGGAAUGGAGGCAGCUGGUGAAGGCUCAGAGGCUGCUGACGCUCUCACUGGAUCAGGAGAUGAGGAGAGUGGCAGGCAGCUAGGAGAGGUGGAGCUGCAAUGUGCUUUGUGCAUGAAGUGGUUCACCGCUGACACAUUUGGCAUCGGCACAGAGACCUGUCUGCCCUUUAUGACCAAUUAUGUGUUUCACUGCAACGUGUGCCAUCACAGUGGUAACACAUAUUUUCUCAGGAAACAAGCAAACCUGAAAGAGAUGUGUCUCACAGCUCUUGCUAACCUGACAUGGAGAUCCAGAACACAAGACGAGCACCCAAAGACCAUGUUCUCUAAAGACAAGGAUAUCAUCCCAUUUAUUGACAAGUACUGGGAGUGCAUGACAACUCGACAGAGACCCGGGAAGCUCACCUGGCCAAACAACAUAGUGAAGACAAUGUGCAAAGAGCGUGAUGUUUUCCUGGUGAAGGAACACCCUGAUCCAGGCAGUAAAGACCCUGAAGAGGAGUACCCUAAAUUUGGCCUUUUGGACCAGGACCUGGGAAACAUUGGACCCUCAUAUGACACACAGAAACAGACCACUGGUACUCCCAUGGCUGGUGGGCUCAAUGGUGGAUCUUCUUUCUCAGGUGCUUUGGCCCCUGGUCCAGGAAAAGGAAGAGGGGCCAAACGUAAACAACAGCAGCAACAAGAGGGGACGGCUGCAGGAGCAGCUAAGAGAACUAGGAGCGACCCUCUGUUCUCUGCUCAGCGGCUGCCUCCUCAUGGUUACCCACUGGAGCACCCAUUUAAUAAAGAUGGCUACCGUUAUGUCCUAGCAGAACCAGACCCGCAUGCUCCAGACCCGGAGAAGCUCGAAUUAGACUGUUGGGCAGGCAAACCCAUACCUGGUGAUCUAUACAGGGCCUGUCUGUAUGAGAGAGUGCUGCUGGCCUUACAUGACAGAGCGCCUCAGUUGAAGAUCUCUGAUGAUCGCCUGACAGUGACUGGGGAGAAGGGUUACUCAAUGGUCCGAGCUUCCCAUGGUGUCCGGAAAGGCGCCUGGUACUUUGAGGUGUCUGUUGAUGACAUGCCUCCAGAGACUGCAGCCAGACUUGGCUGGUCUCAACCACUUGGUAACCUGCAGGCGCCUCUGGGUUAUGACAAGUUCAGCUACUCGUGGCGCAGUAAGAAGGGGACGCGGUUUCACCAGUCAAUAGGAAAACAUUAUUCCUCAGGCUACGGUCAGGGAGACACACUGGGCUUCUUCAUAGAGCUGCCUGAAGACACAGAGACAGCCAAGGCUCUGCCUGAUACAUACAAGGACAAGGCACUAAUUAAGUUUAAGAGUUACCUGUACUUUGAGGAGAAGGACUAUGUGGACAAAGCAGAGAAAAGCCUCAAGCCAAUGAGUCCCAGCAGGAUGAUUUUCUACAAAAAUGGAGUGAACCAAGGUGUUGCCUUUGAAAACCUGUUUGAGGGCAUCUACUUCCCUGCCAUCUCACUAUACAAGAGCUGCACAGUUUCUGUCAAUUUUGGACCCCACUUCAAAUAUCCUCCAAAGGAUGUUAAGUACCAGCCGAUGAGUGACAUGGGCUGGGGAGCUGUGAUCGAACACACUCUAGCUGACAUGCUGUACCAUGUGGAGACGGAGGUGGAUGGACGACGUAGUCCUCCAUGGGAGGGAUGAAAACAUUGAACUGACUACUCACACACCCUGGAGUCAAAAACGUUGUUCGACCUUUAGAUAGCCAAAAUGAAAACACUUCAUGCUGCAGUAAACUGUAGGUCAAAUAAGCAGCAUUUCAGCUCUUGCAAUAUUAAAAUAUGGUCAGCAGUAUGGGCUGAAUGAAUUCUUCCUAGACAUAAAACAUUUAAAAUGACACCUAACUGUGGGCUGCAUUCCAUUAUGUUAUCAUAGGGAGACGUUCCAUACCAGGCUUUUCUGAAUUAGUUUACUUAUGGAGCUCUGGUUUCAAAUGUGUAUAUUUUAAAGUUGUUAUGCUUUAGAAAGAUUUUAGUUCAACACAUUUUUGGUACCAUGAAGUUGUGCGUGUUGUUGCAGCCAAACGGAGCCAAUUCACCAUUUCACUUAUUCUCUACAUGAAAGUCUCUGUUAUUGUCUCUUUUUGGUGAUUUUUAUUUGUUUGUUUUUUUUACACUGGGUUAAAUUUAAUAAAAAAAAUCCACAUGGACAAAGUUGGUCUGAUUAAAUAAA